This is a messenger RNA of Saccharomycopsis crataegensis, 2565 nucleotides long. RefSeq names its product apyrase. The coding region runs from base 1 to 2565 and encodes 854 amino acids. Gene Ontology annotation, molecular function: GDP phosphatase activity; UDP phosphatase activity. The transcript has a single exon. Gene Ontology annotation, biological process: UDP catabolic process. The record is from RefSeq and is a predicted model, not a curated record. NCBI's taxonomy places the organism in Eukaryota, Fungi, Ascomycota, Saccharomycetes, Ascoideales, Saccharomycopsidaceae. Gene Ontology annotation, cellular component: Golgi apparatus.
AUGGGACUCUCAGAGAUAGACUACACCAGUAUCCCUGAUGAGAAUUUCUCAUAUGGUGUGGUUAUCGAUGCUGGGUCGUCGGGCUCUCGGCUUCACAUUUACAAGUGGUUGGACGCCAAUUAUAUCCAGGACCAUUUGUCCCUGAGCCACCCGGAAUUGCUAAACUCUGUGCCGCAGAUAUUAUCCAGUAAUUCUUGGAAUAAGAAAAUCACUCCUGGACUAUCAUCUUUUGGAAAAUAUGACGACGAUUCCGAUGAUGAAGAAGAAGAAGAAGAUAAUGAUGAUGAUGAUGAUGAUGAUGAUAAAAGGUUAAAAGAUCGGCUUUGGGAAAACCAUUUACAACCAUUGAUGGAAUUCAGUGAACUGAUCAUUCCUAAUUCCCGGCUCCAACAAACCCCAAUUUUCAUCCAGGCCACCGCGGGCAUGAGACUUCUUAGCGUGAAAAAGCAAGAAAAGAUUCUCCAUAGUAUUUGUGAGAACCUCACUGGUAAAACCCAGUUUUUAAUCAAGAACUGCGCCCAGCAGUUUGAAAUCAUCGAUGGAGAAACCGAAGGUAUUUAUGGCUGGAUGGCCCUCAAUUAUUUAUCGGAAAAAUUUAACAAUUUCCAAAUCGACGACGAAGCGCACAGUAGUUUUGGGUUCAUGGAUAUGGGAGGGGCGUCGACCCAGAUCGCGUUUGUUCCGUCGAAUCUGUCCGAAGUGACUCGACACCACGAUGAUUUAUCCCUAGUGAAGUUGCGCUCUAUUAAUGGUGAUCUACAAGAAUGGAAUGUUUUUGUAUCGACGUGGUUAGGAUUCGGUGCCAAUCAAGCAAGAAGAAGGUACUUGAAAAAUCUCGUGUCAUUGUAUGAUAUAGGUGACAGUACCGGGAAUUCGCUCCAGAAAACAUUGAGUAUUAAUGAUCCAUGUAUACCGAAAGGAUUAUCGGUGGAUGAAGGAAUCAAUGGGAAAAUGUAUAAGAUUGUCGGGUUAGGAGAUUAUGACAUGUGCCUUCGAGAACAAUAUCCUUUAUUAUUGAAGAAUCUCCCAUGUCAUGAUUAUCCCUGUUUAUUCAACGGGAUCCACGUCCCGAUAAUUGAUUUCGCUAACGAUAAAUUCAUUGGGAUCUCCGAGUAUUGGUACACCAUCAAUGAUAUUUUCAAUUUGGGGGGCACUUAUAGCUUUGACAAAUUUAACAUCGAGCUCAAAAAGUUUUGUGAAAGUAAUUGGAAUUCUGAGAUCAUGAAGAAUUUCGAAAACGAGCAAUAUAACGGGAUCAAACUAGAAUAUUUGAAAGAUAGUUGUUUCAAAGGUAGUUGGGUCGUGAACAUUUUGCACGAAGGGUUCAGUUUACCAAGAAUUGAUUUUGAAAAGAGUGCUGACGAGGCUGGGGAUGACAAUUUCUAUUUCAAGAGUGCGGCAAUGAUUGAUGGUAAUGAAUUAUCUUGGACUUUGGGAAAGAUUUUGUUGUACGCGUCUUCGAAAAUCGAAAUUGCCUCAUCUUCUAAAUCUAACAAGGAAAAUAAAAAAUAUAGCAAUUUGGUGGGGAUCGCCCCUAGUGAAACCGAACAGAAAUUAAAGGGCAAACAACCGUUCAUUCCGGGAAAUUUCGAGAUAUCCAUUGCCGGAGCCUCUUCAUCGACUAAAUCUUCAGGGUCUUUCACCAAUUUAUCUAAACAGGACAAGAUCUCCAAAGUCAAUUUUAUUUUCACGGUGAUGAUCAUUAUAUUUUUAAUAUUUUUGCUAUUGUUACAUUUUGUCAAUCGGAAAUUUGGGUUCGUCAAACUUUACAAUUCCAUGAUGUACCAAUCAUCAAUUGGUAAUUUCAUUUUCAAAUUGAGUCAUCUCCUGAAACACAUUAUGCGACAUAAUAAAGUCAUUGCGGUGGUCAAUUUCUUCAAGAAUCGCAUUCUUCAUAGAAAUAAUGGUAAUUCUGGAGGCUACUUGAAUGGUGAUUCUCUCAAUGAGUUUCUGCCAAACACUUUUGAUACCGAUAUAAAUCUCGAAGAGCAGUUCACAUAUCGUGAUAACCCAUCGCAAUUUGAUAUUGUUGGUGAUAAUAAUAAUAAUAAUAAUAAUAAUAAUAAUAAUGGCCUACGGAAAAACAAUCAAUCGUUCCUAAACUUUGGGGUGACCCCACUGAUCCCUCCGUUCUACAAAAACUUCAACGCCAGCAACCUGAUGGCCUCACUAUAUUCUGUCUCUUCAUCACAAAAGGGUGCCACCGGCAAUGCGAAUUACAAUAAUAGUAAUAAUAAUCAUAAUAAUAAUCACUAUAUGGGGAUGGCGUCGGCAAUGAAUAAAUCGGCGACGAAUUUGCCAGGACGGCAUGAAGAUUUAACGUCGCCGCAGCUUCGGUCUCGGGUCAGUUUGUUCAACCUUAAUAGUGCAGGAGAUACCUUGGGUUCCAAUAUCGGUAGUGGGUUAAGUGCGGGGCCAAGCACCAAUUACCUCAAUAUUUAUAAGAGCCCAAGAAGUGUAUCGCUGUCCGGUAACUUGGUCAAUGGGGGAGGUGCUGCCAGUAAUGCCGGAGGAGGAGGGUUCAACAUUUCUGAUAGUCCUAAGAGGGUUUCAAGAGACUCAUGA